AUGAAGGUCACGCUAAAAGAAUGGAACGCCAUCGCUACCUGGCACUGGGAUAUGCCCGAGGAUGAGGUCUGUGGUAUUUGUCGCGUUCAGUUCGACGGCACCUGUCCAACCUGCAAAUUCCCCGGUGAUGACUGCGCGCUCCUACUGGGCAAAUGCGGCCACUCAUUUCAUAUGGUGAGAUCGACGCGUACCGACUAG
Penicillium maclennaniae is the source of this 198-nucleotide messenger RNA. RefSeq names its product anaphase promoting complex subunit 11. Gene Ontology annotation, biological process: anaphase-promoting complex-dependent catabolic process; protein ubiquitination; positive regulation of mitotic metaphase/anaphase transition. The record is from RefSeq and is a predicted model, not a curated record. Lineage: Eukaryota; Fungi; Ascomycota; Eurotiomycetes; Eurotiales; Aspergillaceae. Gene Ontology annotation, cellular component: nucleus; anaphase-promoting complex. The coding region runs from base 1 to 198 and encodes 65 amino acids. The transcript has 2 exons. Gene Ontology annotation, molecular function: ubiquitin protein ligase activity; zinc ion binding; cullin family protein binding.